UCACCCCCACCCCCCGAAUACUGUUUCCUUUCCUUUGAAAGUGUUCAGAACCCGGUGGAAGUUUUGUGCUGUCUUCAGACUCAAGGCCUCUGUCGUCACGCUGGGGGAACGCAGAGCAACUGUUGUAUGGUGGGUGAGUCCCUCGCCAGUCUGAGUAUGAGUGCCCACACUUCCCCAGCAGAGAAGGGCCUCAACCCGGGGCUGAUGUGCCAGGAGAGCUAUGCCUGCAGCGGCACGAACCAGGCCAUCUUUGAGUGUGACGAGUGCUGCAGCCUGCAGUGUCUCCCCUGCGAGGAGGAACUCCAUCGGCAGGAGCGACUGAGGAACCACGAGCGGAUACGGCUCAAACCGGGCCACGUCCCAUACUGUGACCCCUGCAAGGGCCCCAACGGGCACUCACCGAGUGUCAGGCAGAGGGCGGCGGUGAGGUGCCAGACCUGUAAAAUCAACCUGUGCCUGGAGUGCCAGAAGAGGACUCACUCUGGGGGCAAUAAGAGGAGACACCCCAUUACUGCCUACCAAGUCAGUAAGGCCCAGGAGCUACUGGACGAAGAGGAGAUGGAUGAGGAGACCAAGAGGAGGAAGAUGACUGAGAAGGUUGUGAGUUUCCUCCUGGUCGAUGAAAACGAAGAGAUUCAGGUAACAAAUGAAGAAGACUUCAUUAGGAAAUUGGACUGCAAACCUGAUCAGCAUCUAAAGGUUGUUUCCAUCUUUGGGAAUACUGGUGAUGGAAAGUCUCAUACCCUCAACCACACUUUUUUUUAUGGCCGUGAAGUCUUCAAAACCUCCCCUGCCCAGGAGUCCUGCACCGUGGGAGUAUGGGCGGCGUAUGACCCAGUCCACAAGGUGGCUGUGAUCGACACCGAAGGGCUCUUGGGGGCUACGGUGAAUCUAAGCCAGAGAACACGACUGUUGCUGAAAGUGCUGGCCAUCUCGGACCUCGUCAUCUAUCGAACUCAUGCAGACCGGCUGCAUAAUGACCUCUUCAAGUUCCUUGGGGAUGCCUCGGAAGCUUACCUAAAACACUUUACCAAGGAGCUCAAGGCUACCACUGCCCGCUGUGGCCUGGAUGUCCCCUUGUCCACUCUGGGCCCCGCUGUUAUCAUUUUCCAUGAGACUGUGCAUACCCAGCUGUUGGGCUCUGAUCACCCCUCAGAGGUGCCAGAGAAGCUCAUUCAGGACCGGUUCCGGAAACUGGGCCGCUUCCCUGAAGCCUUCAGCUCCAUCCACUACAAGGGAACGAGGACUUACAACCCUCCCACUGACUUCUGUGGUCUUCGGCGUGCUUUGGAGCAGCAGCUGGAGAACAACACCACCCGCUCCCCCCGCCAUCCAGGGGUUAUCUUCAAGGCUCUGAAGGCCCUGAGCGACCGCUUCAGCGGUGAGAUCCCGGAUGACCAGAUGGCGCACAGCUCCUUCUUCCCAGACGAGUAUUUCACCUGCUCCUCUGUGUGCCUCAGCUGCGGGGCUGGAUGUAAGAACAGCAUGAAUCAUGGGAAGGAAGGUGUACCGCAUGAAGCCAAGAGCCGCUGCAGUUACUCCCAUCAGUACGACAACCGAGUUUUCACCUGCAAGGCCUGCUAUGAGCGAGGCAAGGAAGUCAGCGUCGUGCCCAAGACCUCCGCUUCCACUGACUCCCCCUGGAUGGGUCUCGCCAAAUACGCCUGGUCAGGGUAUGUGAUCGAAUGUCCUAACUGCGGGGUGGUCUAUCGUAGCCGGCAGUACUGGUUUGGGAACCAAGAUCCUGUGGAUACAGUUGUGCGGACGGAGAUUGUGCAUGUGUGGCCUGGAACGGACGCCUUCCUGAAGGACAACAACAAUGCUGCCCAGCGCCUCCUGGACGGGAUGAACUUCAUGGCUCAGUCAGUGUCUGAACUUAGCCUUGGGCCCACCAAGGCAGUGACGUCCUGGCUGACGGACCAGAUCGCCCCCGCCUACUGGAGGCCCAACUCCCAGAUCCUGAGCUGCAGCAAGUGUGCCACAUCCUUCAAAGACAAUGACACCAAGCAUCACUGCCGGGCAUGCGGGGAGGGCUUCUGUGAUAGCUGCUCCUCCAAGACCCGGCCGGUGCCUGAGCGGGGCUGGGGCCCUGCGCCCGUGCGGGUGUGCGACAACUGCUACGAAGCCAGGAGCGUCCAGUUAGAUGUUACCGAGACACAGGCAGACGACGAGGGCGGGACCCUGAUUGCAAGGAAAGUGGGUGAGGCUGUGCAGAACACCCUGGGCGCUGUGGUGACCGCCAUCGACAUACCACUAGGUCUGGUGAAGGAUGCGGCCCGGCCCGCCUACUGGGUGCCCGACCACGAGAUCCUGCACUGCCACAACUGCCGCAAGGAGUUCAGCGUCAAGCUCUCCAAGCACCACUGCCGGGCCUGCGGACAGGGUUUCUGUGACGAGUGCUCCCACGACCGCCGGGCCGUCCCCUCGCGAGGCUGGGACCAUCCUGUCCGAGUCUGCUUUAACUGCAAUAAAAAGCCCGGUGACCUUUAACCCCAGCUCCCUCUUGGAGUCCUUCACAGUUCCUUAGGUUCUCAGGGUUAGAAACAGAAAUCUCAUUGAGGUUCUUUAGGCCCCUCCACCCAUCGUGUGUGUCCUCUCCACUCAUCUUGGGGCCACUUUCCUCGGUGGGAGGGAGUGGGGGUGGGGGUGGGGAGGCAGGUGGCCAGCCAGGGGGAGCCUGGUGGCGGGCCCCAAGGCAUACGGCCCUCCUGCCAAGGGGAAGGAACCUGAAUCCGUUCCAUUUAUGUUUAACAAUAAAUAAUGAACAUACACAGCCACGUCCACCCAUUCCUACCUGUGAAAGGAGCCUGGCAUGGAUUCCGCUGCUGCUGGCCGUGAGGAUGGGCCAGGCUGUCCCCAGUGCAGGGACGAGAAGGUGGCAGUGGCAGUAGGUUUCCCCUCCCCCUUCGUCCCCCCCAAAAAACAGAGCCAGCUCCAAAGCCACCGCGGGGACAGUCCCCUUGGGCUGCUCCUUGGAAGCUUCUUGCCUUGCGUGGUCCUUCCUCCCCUCCCCCCAUCCUGCCUCUGGCAGCCCGGGCCACUGAGCCUCCCAGGAAUGGGGCCUCCGCGCAGCCUCUGGGCCAGGCGCUGAGGUGGGUCGAAUCCUGACCCCCAGCCCAAGUCCGUGCGAGACCACCCAGCCUAGUGUGCAGGUCACCGGCGCGGGUGGAGGGCGGGUCGCGGGGGCCUACUGGCCCCGAGCCAUGUGGGUGCAGGUUACAGGGUGUUCCUGGAGCCUGAAGCAGGGCCCAGAAGGCAUCCGGGCCUGGCCAGUCCUUUCCUGCUUGCUGAUGUUUGUCUUGCGUCCACCUGGCUUUCCCUCAAAGGCUGCUCCCCAUCCCCCCACCCCCCACUCCCACUCCCGAUUUGAAGCCCCCGCUUCUUGCCCACUGGGGCCCCCCCGGAGCCCACCAUCUGCUUCUGAGUGUUGCACUAGGGUUUUUAUUGCUUAUUUGAAAGUGUCUUAAUUCCUUGUUCCCAGACACACGCCCCCUGCAGCGGCUGAGGGGUGAUCAUGAGAAAUCUUCCAGGGAAAUAGAGCACAGAACGGACUGUUAGUUGUUUUUUAAAGUCUAGAUGAAUAAUUCAACAGAUCAUUAAGAACAAAUUCUCUCUCCUGUCCUCGCAAGAGAAGCCACAUGAACUUUGUUUCACAUCGAGAGCUUGGACACCCAUGUCUGGCACGACUGGAAAAGAGACUGUGGUGCUGAGAGCCUGGCCUCCCGGGGCCCGCCUCCCCGGGGACCCCCCUCAGCACAGGAGUCAAGGCGACCUCGUUCUGGACUGAACUGGUGGGCGGGCAGGACUCCGGGGGGCCUUGGCGGUCAUCCCUGGGCGUCCAUGUGACGGAGCUCGGGGAUGUGUCUGUCCUUCUCAGACCUGCUCCCUUCCUGCCCCCCUGUGGCCCCAUGACUGAGGCCCCCCCCUAGAACCAUGUAUUAUCAAAUUCGCCAUUAUAAAGGAAUCUUCCUGUGAACACAGA
This is a messenger RNA of Sorex fumeus (smoky shrew), 3982 nucleotides long. It is a transcript of the gene ZFYVE1, whose product is annotated as zinc finger FYVE-type containing 1. The transcript has 11 exons. The record is from RefSeq and is a predicted model, not a curated record. Lineage: Eukaryota; Metazoa; Chordata; Mammalia; Eulipotyphla; Soricidae. The coding region runs from base 127 to 2490 and encodes 787 amino acids. Gene Ontology annotation, molecular function: metal ion binding.